CUUCAAGUCACACGAGCGGCACCGCACCGACCGACCAGUGUUCCUCACUCCCUCGUUCCCGUUUCUGCUCUAUCCGCUGCUUGUGCUCGAGAGGAGAUGCGCCCUCUUCAGACGAAUUAGGGUGGAACCUCGAAGUGCUCAGAAAUAAUAGCGAAGCCUAGCAAUAGCAACAGCACAACGCGUAGCGCUCCCGUCUAUCAGUCAGGGUCGUACAGUACACGCAAUCGCGCCGCAUCGGCUCUCUCUCAGCGGCUAGUGGAGUGACAGUGCAGUAGACACGACCCUCAGCGCGUAGUUAGACUCCUCGCCAUGUUGCUUUUCCGGGAGCUCAUUAUUUGUGCGAUUCAAUUAUGCGAUUUACUGUUGUUAAAGAAGUCCGCUAAUCGCACAUAGGGACACCAUUCCCGACGCGCAUUCCCUACACGCACUCCCGAUAGCUCAGGUCCCACUGCUCGCGCGUUCAACGUCAACAUGGAAACUGGCCGACACAUUUAGUCUCCACGGAUGGACGAAUCUGCGUUUGAGAUUUUUGAGUCGACUCAAAAAUCACCGACGAAUCUGCGUUUGAUUCGACUAAAAAACGACAACAUGGAUACUGGCGAAGAGAUUUAGUCUCCACGGAUAGACGAAUUCAGAUAUUUACUUACGACGCGACCUUGCGACGCCUAAUUAUUAUCGGCUCGGAAAUGGCCGACGCUCAAUAUCGCCUUAGUGAGCUGUUCUUUUGACGAAGCUUUCGUAGUCGUCCCUCGCCUUCGUCGCCUUCCUGGUUUCGUUUCGCCGUCGCAGUCGUCGUCGCGUCGCCAUAUCCGGCGUCACUAGCAAGAUCGUAUUUGUUUACAACCCAUAGGCAAACGGCCACGUUUGAGCUCAGCGGCGGCGGCAGGGUUGAGGGUGUACCUCCGAGCAGCACCCAUAUGCUUGCAUUUGAGAAUGCAGGGCAGCGUCGAAGCUUGCUUCACGAAGCACGUAGCAGGAGGUAGUAGCCGUGGUGUUUAUCGUCCGUUACUCCGGUUCUUUCACAACUCGGGUACCUCCUUUUAACGGGGAUACCAAGUUUACGACCAUGAGGAAAAGCGAAUCAUACCAUGGACCGGCUCUCCGCGAGUCCCACCCUUACGCCACGUGUCCCUCCCCUCACGCCGCCACGUGUCCCUCGCCUUCCUCGUCUAUGCCAACCCAGCGGAUCCCAAUCCGCAUGCUGCGGCUCACAAGACAACCCCUGUGGCUCACUGGAAGCAGCACUUGCCAGAGCUGCUGACAACGCUACAAUCACACUCGCUUCAGGCACAUACACUCGCACCACUCCCCUCCCCCCCAACUCCACCACACCCCCCACCACCACCACGACCACCAUCACCUCUCUUCCCCCUCCCUCCGCCCCCAUCCUCCUCCCUCCCCUCCUCUCCCUCACCAUCCUAGGCCCGCCCCCCCCCUCCCCUCCUGCUAUCCUUAACUGCAAUGGCGGGCCUUGUAUCAUUGCCUCAUGCCAGCACAGCAGCAGCAGCAGCAGCAGCAGCAGUAACGGCAGCGACGGCGGCAGUGGUAGUGGUGGUAGUUGGUGUGGGCAGCAGCAGCCGGUGCUGGUGGUGGCGCAUUUGAGUGUGGUGAAUGGGGUGACCGCAGGGAGUGGAGGAUGCCUGCUGAUUGAUGGAUACAAUGCGGUGCUUAGCCACGUGUCCUUCUCUAACUGCACGUCAACAGGCCCCAGUGGCGGUGCAAUAGCUGUUCUAGGAGCUGCUACAGCUGCUGCUACAGCCACUGCCACAGUCGCCGCUACAGCUGGUGCUACAGCCACCGCUACAGCUGCUGCUACAACUGUCGUUGCUACAGCCCUAACCGUCAGCAACAGCAGGGCCGUGUCAGGGGGGGGUUUGAGCGAGUUCAACUCAUCUACCACCAUCGCCAACACCACCUUCACAGCCUGCACCGCCAGCCAAGGCUCCGACUUCACAGUUUUCCCCCGCGGGGGGGGCGCCCUCUUCAAUGCCUCCCUCUACAUGCACAUCCGCGACAGCCACUUCUCCCGCUGCUCCUCCUCCUCCACUGGGGGCGCCAUCAGCGUGCAGAUGGCGGUGGCGCCCCUUAUAGUCACGGGGUCGGUGUUUGAGGAGAAUGAGGCGCUCAUACAAGGCGGGUGCCUCGAGCUCAUCAUGCUGCCAGGCAUCUCCCAGCACAUGCUGGCAGUGCCUCGGCCAGCCAGCCACGAACCUGUCGCAGGGCGCAGCUGUGAUGUUCUCAUAUACAUGGACCCGCUAAUCCCUAUUACCAUCACGGACUCGGUCUGGGCCUCGCACCUCUGGCAAGGAGCAGCGCUGAUGGUGUGUUCGCUCACGGACCCCUUGUUUCCCAUUACCAGUACUCAUGCAAUCCCCACCCAUCAGGCCGGCCAAGCGGGGGCAGUGUUUCUGGAUUCCGGCAAAGCGACUAUAACGAAUUGCUCCUUUAUUGAGAAUGGCGACUACGAGAAUGCCCAGAUUGGUGGCGCCAUGGUGUCCCGCACCAUCACUGCCAUCACCAACUGCACAUUCCACGGCAACAGGGCGGCGGGCGAGGCGGGGGCCCUGCACUUCAUGCCGUAUAGCCCGCUGUCCAUCGCCAACUGCACCUUCACCAACAACUCCGUGCUCGCCUCUCAAGGGGGCGCCAUCAACAUCUACCCCGGCGUAUUCCCAGUGCACAUAUCUGGGAGCCGAUUUGAGAACAACACGGCGGGCUUAUCUCGGGGAGGCGCCAUCUACAGCGAGAGCAUGGAGCUGCACGUUGCUGAUGUGGUCUUCCAGGGGAACCAAGCUGGGCUACAGGGAGGGGCUGUGACGGUCUAUGGAGCUGAGUCCGAGGGCAAGCCUGCCACUGCGACCUUCACCAGAUGCACCUUUCAGGGCAACCGGGCGGCGCUAGGGGGAGGCGCUAUCUACUCGGGGCUGAGCGUGCGCAUGCGCUUGACGGCAGCCGCAUAGAAGAGAACCACAGCCAGGGCACGGGAGGGGGUGUUCUGGUGCAGGAGUUCUCUAGAGUGACCAUGGCGGACUGUGACUGCAUGGGGAACAGGGCAUCCACGGGAGGAGGCUGCCUCUCCCUCCUCGCCAAUGCCACGGCUCUCCUCUCCUCCUCUCGCCUCCUCCUCAACCGCGCCACCAGCGAGGGCGGCGCUGCCAGGGUCAGCGGAGCAGCCACGCU
Closterium sp. NIES-67 is the source of this 3180-nucleotide messenger RNA. The record is from the annotation of a GenBank genome assembly. NCBI's taxonomy places the organism in Eukaryota, Viridiplantae, Streptophyta, Zygnematophyceae, Desmidiales, Closteriaceae.